AUGAUCCUAGCUACACCUGUCUCAGUCGAUGAGUUUACUGCAGGCUUCGACAAUAACGCAAUUCUCGUCGUCACGAAGGUGAUGGAGUUGCUACUGGGAUCCCGGCAUCUCCGCCCAUGGUGCGACGUAACCGAAUGUACGAUGGGAGAUGCCGAAGAUGAAGACAUUGCAAACGAAGACUGUGUGUGGGCGCCGAGUUAUGUGAUCAAAUUCAAAAACCUCGUUGAGGAGUACGACACACGUUUGAUCGGACACGUCGAGUACCUCGCAGGGAAAUCUGAAGCUUUGUCUGAAGCGUACCGACUGCGACAGACCGCAAAAUGGGGCAGUCUCAGAUGCGUGCUUGGCGACUUAGUGCAGUGGAUGCUCAUGGCGAACCUUCGCUAUUCUUUCCUCGUUAGUAGUGACGAGAUUAUCUUUCUGCGAAUUGACAUCAAGGAAAAGAAAGUUGGAGGCAAGACUGUGUUAUUUGAGCCAUGGCUGAACUAUUCGGAGCCCAUGAGGAUCACAGACGCCUUCGAUGCAGGGAAUGGAACAAUCACAGUCCGUAUGGCGCUUCUGCACAUCCUCUGGCUGGUAGCACAGAAUGAAAGGGAGGAUUGGUCGACACCGGAUGAGACUGGUAAUUGUUUGAAUUAUGCAGUGUUCACCGAGGAAGGUGAAGACUGGGAGCUAAGGCGCCCGAAAAUACCGGAACCGUCAUUUUUUGAGGAGCGCCGAGUAGAGCUUUGA
Messenger RNA from Ascochyta rabiei, 732 nucleotides. RefSeq lists its product as uncharacterized. The transcript has 2 exons. The coding region runs from base 1 to 732 and encodes 243 amino acids. The record is from RefSeq and is a predicted model, not a curated record. Lineage: Eukaryota; Fungi; Ascomycota; Dothideomycetes; Pleosporales; Didymellaceae.